This is a messenger RNA of Miscanthus lutarioriparius, 1041 nucleotides long. The record is from the annotation of a GenBank genome assembly. NCBI's taxonomy places the organism in Eukaryota, Viridiplantae, Streptophyta, Magnoliopsida, Poales, Poaceae.
AUGGGGAGGGCUCCGUGCUGCGACAAGAACAAUGUGAAGAAAGGGCCAUGGUCUCCAGAGGAGGAUGCCAAGCUCAAGGAGUUCAUCGAGAAGCACGGCACCGGUGGGAAUUGGAUCGCUCUUCCUCAAAAAGCAGGAUUAAGGAGAUGUGGCAAGAGCUGUAGGCUUAGAUGGUUAAACUACCUGAGGCCUAACAUUAAACAUGGGGAGUUCACUGAGAACGAAGACAGGGUCAUCUGCAGCAUGUAUGCAAGUAUAGGAAGCAGGUGGUCGAUCAUUGCGUCGCAGCUGCCCGGGCGCACCGACAACGACAUCAAGAACUACUGGAACACCAAGCUGAAGAAGAAGCUCCUCGGCUCCACCGCCGCCCCACACCCUCACCGCGCGCCGCGGCAGCAGCAGCACCACCCGCCCUGCCUCAACCUGAUGCUCCAGCACACGUCGUCACCCUCCUUACCCCAGGCCACCUACAACAGCUUCUUCUCAGGCGCCGGCGGAGUCCUCCACCACGACCCCAUCAUCCCCGCACUAGCACUGCCGCAGACGCCCCAGGACUACAUGCUAAGCACCGGUGCAGGCCUUGGCAUCCCAACCAACGCCCCGUCGUCACUGCUGCACGCGCAGCAGCAGCAGCAGUUUCAGCACCACCUGCAGCAAGUGGUGAAGGAGGAGAGCGGCAGCAUGAUCGUGUUCGGCAGCGACCAGCAGAGUUGCAGCUCGUCGGACGGCGGCGCGCACAGCCAGCAGCCGCCGCAGUUCGGCGGCCAUGGCCAUGGCAAGGAGCUGAGCUUCGACGGCUACUUAUUCGGCUACAACAAUGGCGGCAGUGGCAUGGAGCAUGACAGCAGGCUGCUUCUUCAUCAGCUGCAAGAUGCUCACCAGCAGGCCCAUCAGCAGGUGCCGGUGGAGUACAACUACGAGGACAUCAAGCAGCUGCUCAUGAGCACAACCGCCGCCGGUAGUUUGCACGGCGGCCAUGAGGACGGCGGAAUGGAAGGGUUCGGCGGCGGCGGCUCUCAAGGGAAGGUGACGAUGAUGUAA